AUUCGGAUAAGUUUUUUUACGCGUACAUUUUUUAAUUUUGUCAAGAUAGCAUGUUCUUCAGACAGUAUAGUGACGCUAAUAGAUACGUUGCGCUACGCGAACGAUAAGCCAAAUCACAUACGCACUGCGUCCCAUGACACUACUAGCCAUGAAUUCACAUUGACCUCUCUGGUAUACUGCCGAAUUUGCGCGGGCGGCGACCUUAACCUUUUAUCGAUUAUACUCGGUAUCAUGGCUUUACGUCGUGGAAAACGUAAUCUGAAACUGCAAGUCUCCGACGAAGCUCCUGCGCCAGUGACUCCACCAAGAAAUUUAGACAAACGGACUACCAUUACUAUAGAUGAAAAAACGUUUGUCGUGGAAGCUGACGAUUUAGAAACACUUUGUGUACUUGGUCGUGGAGCAUAUGGGAUUGUUGAUAAAAUGCGACACAAACAGAGUGGCACAAUUAUGGCUGUUAAGAGGAUAGCUGCUACGGUUAAUACACAAGAGCAAAAGCGGCUGCUCAUGGAUUUAGAUAUUUCUAUGCGUAGCUCGGCAUGUCCCUAUACAGUACAAUUCUAUGGAGCCUUAUUUCGAGAAGGAGAUGUAUGGAUAUGUAUGGAAGUGAUGGAUAUGAGCCUUGAUAAAUUUUAUACAAAAGUGUAUAAACAUGGUCGUGCCAUUCCUGAAGAUAUUUUAGGAAAAGUGGCUUUUGCGGUAGUGAGCGCGCUACAUUACCUCUAUUCACAAUUACGAGUGAUUCAUAGAGAUGUAAAACCUAGUAAUAUCUUAAUUAAUCGGAAAGGCGAGGUAAAAAUUUGCGACUUUGGUAUAUCGGGUUAUCUUGUGGAUUCAGUUGCUAAGACUAUCGAUGCUGGAUGCAAACCAUAUAUGGCUCCAGAAAGGAUAGACCCGUCGGGUAAUCCAUCACAAUAUGAUAUCAGAUCCGACGUUUGGUCGUUAGGAAUUUCCCUCGUUGAAUUAGCAACUGGUAAAUUCCCGUACGAGUCGUGGGGUACGCCGUUCGAGCAACUGAAACAAGUAGUCAAGGAUGAAGCUCCAAAAUUACCUGUGGGCAAGUUCUCUCCUUCAUUCGAGGAAUUUAUUAAUAAGUGUCUGAUGAAGAACUACACUGCCCGCCCAAAUUACAGUCAAUUGCUAGAACUCGACUUUAUCAGAGAAUAUGCCCAAAAAGAUACAAAUGUGGCCGAAUUCGUUGGAGAGAUUUUAGACUUACCGGAAAACGAGCAACCGGUAUAG
Messenger RNA from Mycetomoellerius zeteki, 1242 nucleotides. It is a transcript of the gene lic, whose product is annotated as dual specificity mitogen-activated protein kinase kinase lic. Lineage: Eukaryota; Metazoa; Arthropoda; Insecta; Hymenoptera; Formicidae. The transcript is spliced from 7 exons. Bases 232 to 1242 code for a protein of 336 amino acids. Gene Ontology annotation, molecular function: MAP kinase kinase activity; ATP binding. Gene Ontology annotation, biological process: stress-activated MAPK cascade; protein phosphorylation. The record is from RefSeq and is a predicted model, not a curated record.